This is a messenger RNA of Naumovozyma castellii, 1422 nucleotides long. Its product is annotated as glycerol-3-phosphate dehydrogenase family protein. The transcript has a single exon. The coding region runs from base 1 to 1422 and encodes 473 amino acids. NCBI's taxonomy places the organism in Eukaryota, Fungi, Ascomycota, Saccharomycetes, Saccharomycetales, Saccharomycetaceae. The record is from RefSeq and is a predicted model, not a curated record.
AUGGGGUUCCCUGCUUUAACUUCUUUAAUGGCGCAAUAUAUUAUAUUUACUUACUCCCAUUUAACACUUCUUGUUUCUUUUCACUUCUUACUUAUCUCUUACUUGUUAAAAAAAAUGAACGUAAUCAAAUAUAGCAAGCCAUUGCUCACAUAUUCCAGAACUUCAUAUUCAAUACUGCACAAGUCCUCUACAAAUCUAAUAACCGCAAGAUCAAAAACAACAACAACAACAACAAAAUCCAAACCCAAAACAAUGGCUUCUCCAAACAGAUUAAAGAACUUGAGUGUAAAUUUCCCCAUCAAGAAAUCCGAAUCAACCGUAUCAUUACACCCGUUAUCUCGUGACCCUUUCAAAGUAACUAUCAUAGGGUCCGGUAACUGGGGGACCACCAUCGCCAAGGUGGUCGCUGAAAACACAGCCAUCCACACACAUGUCUUCCAUAAGGAGGUACAGAUGUGGGUUUUCGAAGAAAAAAUCGACGGUGUUAAUCUAACAGAAAUUAUAAACACUAAGCAUGAAAAUGUUAAAUAUUUGCCCGGUAUCGACUUACCAGAAAAUUUAGUCGCAAAUCCCUCUUUGACAGAUGCCGUCAAGGAUGCUGAUAUCUUGGUCUUUAACGUGCCUCAUCAAUUCUUAGCCAGAAUUGUGGGACAAUUACAAGGUCAUGUGAAAGAAGGCGCAAGGGGUAUCUCUUGUUUGAAAGGUUUUGAAGUCGGUGUUAAGGGGGUACAAUUAUUAUCCUCUUACAUUACUGAUGAAUUAGGAGUCGCUUGUGGUGCCUUAUCUGGUGCUAAUUUGGCUCCAGAAGUCGCUAAGGAACAUUUCUCAGAGACUACCGUGGCGUACCAAUUACCAAAGGAUUUCAAAGGUGAAGGGAAAGAUGUCGAUCAUAAGAUUUUGAAAGCUUUGUUCCAUAGACCUUAUUUCCAUGUAAAUGUCAUUGAUGAUGUCGCAGGGAUUUCCAUCGCUGGUGCCUUGAAGAACGUCGUAGCACUUGGUUGUGGGUUCGUCGAGGGACUAGGUUGGGGUAGUAAUGCAGGUGCCGCCAUUCAAAGAGUGGGUCUAGGUGAAAUUAUUAAAUUUGGUCAAAUGUUCUUCCCUGAAUCAAGAGUGGAAACUUAUUAUCAAGAAAGUGCAGGUGUCGCUGAUUUAAUUACUACUUGUUCCGGUGGUAGAAAUGUUAAAGUGGCUAAAUUCAUGGCAAAGACUGGGAAGAGUGCCUUAGAAGCUGAAAAGGAAUUAUUAAAUGGCCAAUCUGCUCAAGGUAUUAUUACCUGUAAGGAAGUUCAUGAAUGGUUAGACAAGUGUGAAUUGACUCAAGAAUUCCCAUUAUUAGAAGCUGUUUACCAAAUCGUUUACAAUAAUGCACCAAUGGAAAACAUACCGGACAUGAUUGAAGCUUUAGAAGAUUUUGGUUUUUAA